This is a messenger RNA of Henningerozyma blattae CBS 6284, 1347 nucleotides long. It is a transcript of the gene APJ1, whose product is annotated as Apj1p. Gene Ontology annotation, cellular component: nucleus; cytosol; cytoplasm. The record is from RefSeq and is a predicted model, not a curated record. Gene Ontology annotation, molecular function: Hsp70 protein binding. Lineage: Eukaryota; Fungi; Ascomycota; Saccharomycetes; Saccharomycetales; Saccharomycetaceae. Gene Ontology annotation, biological process: protein refolding. Bases 1 to 1347 code for a protein of 448 amino acids. The transcript has a single exon.
AUGGUAAAAGACCCAAGACUUUAUAAUGCAUUAAAUAUACCACCUACUGCAUCUCAAUCAGAUAUUAAAAAGGCAUAUCGUGUACAAGCUCUCCGAUAUCACCCUGAUAAAAAUAAUGAAUCAGAAGAAUCGAAAAAGAAAUUCCAAGAUAUUAGUGAAGCUUAUUCUAUCUUACGGGAUGAAAAUCAAAGGAAAAUGUAUGAUAAGUAUGGUACGGUAAAUCCAACUGAAAUCCAACAACAAAAUCAAAGAACAAACGUUCCAUUUACUGAUCCAUUUGGGAUGUCAGCAGCAGAUUUAUUUUCUCAAUUUUUCGAUACUCAAAACCAUAAUUCUGGUCAAUCUAAUUCUUCACCUCCGUUUGGUUUCCCAUUUAACUCAUCACGUAAUGGUAAUGGGAAUAAUAAUCGGGCUGCUGAUGGUGUCUUCGGAGAUUUUUUCAAUACUAAAUCUCGACCACUUCAAAAAGGCCCAGAUAUUAAUCAUAAUUUGAAAUGUACAAUCAAAGAUUUAUACCGUGGUAAGAGAAGUAAAUUACGAUUAGAGAGAAGUAAACUUUGUUCUAUUUGUAAAGGUGAUGGUGGUGUUAAAAGAUCGAUGUGUAAUCAAUGUCAUGGGGAUGGUAAUAUUACUGAAACUACUCGAUUAGGUCCAAUGUUACAAACGUUUACUCAUACAUGUAACAUAUGUAAUGGUAAUGGUUGGGUAAUAAUCUCUCAAGAGACAUGUCAAGGUUGUAAUGGUGUUGGGUUUUAUAAUGAGAUGAAGAUAUUUGAUGUAGAAAUUUAUCCUGGUAUGAAAGAUGGAACACAAAUUGUUUUUAAUAAUGAAGGAGAUGAAAUUGUUAAUAAAAGAAGGGUUAUUCCUGGUAAUGUGAUUAUUCAUAUCAAUGAGAUUGAAGAUAAUAAGUUUAAGAGAGUCAAUGAUGGACAAGACCUUUAUUAUUGGAAUUAUGAAAUUGAUUUAUUUACAAGUUUAUGUGGAGGUGUCAUAUAUAUCAAGGGUCAUCCUAAUAAUAAAUUAAUUAAAGUGGAUAUCUUACCUGGAGAAAUCAUUGAGAGUGGUAGUGUGAAAGGUGUGGAAUCCCUUGGGAUGCCCAAGAAUAAAGGAAAUGAAUAUGGUAUAUUAUAUAUUCAAUUCCAAGUGAAAUAUCCUGAGAAAUUAAACAUGGAGAGUAUUAAAGCUAUUGAAAAAAUAUUAUUAAAGGAUGAGAAUGUUAAACAAAUGCAAAAAAAUGAUGAAAAUAUUGGGCUUGAUGAUGAUUGUAUUGAAGUAGAAGAAUAUGUAUUAAGUUCAUUUGUACCACCUGUGGCAAGGACUAAUGAAAAGAAACGAGCACGUAAUUGA